CCUUAGCGGCUGCUUAGUAUAAAAAGCCAUAGUGAAUUUAUGCUUAAAUAACAAAAAAACAAUUGUGUAGAUGAUUUUGAUUUAAACUUUCACCAUGAGGCAAAACCUGACAUUGAGGGUGUUAAGUUAAUGCCAAGUAGUCCAGAAUGAGGUUGUUAUCCAAGAUCAUCCUGACAGUCCUGUGUACAUGUCUCUUACACUGUCGUUGCAAAGGAUUAUUGAGCAAUCUAUUUGUCAAAGUCGGCUUCGAUUAUUAUUCGAAGAUCUCCGGCUUGGCUUGCUGGAAUUACAGUGAGUAUGUGCCAUCUUGUGGCUGGAAGUAUAUCUUGUUUUCUUCACUGCCCAUCACGUCUAUAGUGGAAGGCUUUGAGUUCUUCAACUGCUCCCAGGUAAACAGUUUUACAUUUAUUCUUAAUGGAUUAAGCAAGUACGACAACCUAAGUUUGAAAAAUGCGGGCUGUCCAAACAUUGGCGUCAACGUAAUUACUGAUCCAGGAGUACCUCCGGAUAUAACAGUGAACUGGUACUGUGUAUGCAACUCUACAACUGCUGGUGUUUGUCAGGUUGUACCUGGAACUGAUCCAACAUUUAUAAACAUUACAACCGCGCAAAACACAUGCACUGCCCAGCCAGACACCACGACAACCCCAGAGCCAACCACCACAUCAACCAGUACAACCACACAGUCAACCACUACAUCAACCAGUACAACCCCAGAGCCAAUCACCACAACAACCAGUACAACCACACAGUCAACCACUACAUCAACCAGUACAACCACACAGUCAACCACUACAUCAACCACUACGACUAAGUCAGCAACAAAAUCUACAACAGCGUCGACAACCACAUCAACAGCAACACAAUUAGCGACUCCUGCUGUAACCACACCGUCUUCAGUGAUGAAGUCUGCAAACUUUAAUAAAAAAUUGAUCGGUUCAUGCCCAGCGAAUAUUUUGACCUCAGUCUCACUUUGGAAUCCAGACCUGAUUUUCUGCGCCGUUCAGUGCUUCAACUAUGAAAAUUGUACAGGCGUCAACUACUGGGAGGCAACUCAGAGGUGUGACAUUGUAUCGAGCGAUAUCGGAAAUAUCCGCAACAUUCCAGGGUGCAAUUACUAUGUCAUAGAGAAAUGAGUUCAUCAGUUCUACUAAGACUUUAGAAAGGAAUAGAUUUACAUCUACUUACGUAAUAUUAAACAUUAAAUAGUCGAUUAAAGCGAAGCAAAGAUUUAACAUGAGAUUUAACAUUUAACAAUAUCUAGCACUUAGUCAUUUUUCUGUUUUUAAAGAAUAACAACAGCUUGCUAUGAAAAAUGUCUAAAGUUUAGAUAUUAAUUACAAAGCUCAAUCUGUCUGUCUGUCUGGUAAAAAGUUUGUACACGUUAUUUCUCCCACACCCUUUCUCAGAUGACUCAGAUCAAGGUAAAGCUUCACACAAUUAUUCAUUAACAUUGACAAGACAUGUAUCAAUAUGAAAAAGUAAACAAUUAGACAAUUAAUCACUGGUAAUUAUUUUGUUAAAUAGAUACAAGGGAAACUAGUACUUCUGCAUUCACAGAUAUGGCUAAAUUUGUUGGGUUUAGUCUCCUUAAAUAAUUGUUAACGCUAUUUUCUCCCUCACGUAUUCUCCGAUCAAGUUAAUAUUUUAAACAAUUAUUUAUUGUACCUAACAAAACAGGAAUCAAUAAACACAUAUUAUAUAUAUAUAUAUAUAUAUAUAUAUCGAAAGGGGGAAAUAACCUGUACAUUUUGGUAGAUUUGGCUUAAAGGACGGAGUUCUUCCCCUUUAAAUAGGUUUUGUUUUUUUGUGCCCUGAAAAGGAUCUUUAAUACUUGUCUUGUUUAUAAUCUUCGCUUGUAUAUUUAAAACAGGUUUUGACUAAGCAAGAAAUAAUGA
Biomphalaria glabrata is the source of this 1898-nucleotide messenger RNA. Its product is annotated as protein let-653-like. The transcript is spliced from 6 exons. The coding region runs from base 147 to 1136 and encodes 329 amino acids. NCBI's taxonomy places the organism in Eukaryota, Metazoa, Mollusca, Gastropoda, Planorbidae. The record is from RefSeq and is a predicted model, not a curated record.